Molecule: messenger RNA, 861 nt
Organism: Abrus precatorius (Indian licorice)
Lineage: Eukaryota; Viridiplantae; Streptophyta; Magnoliopsida; Fabales; Fabaceae
Exons: 3
Coding region: 282-560 (92 amino acids)
Source: RefSeq, a predicted model, not a curated record
UUCAAACAUUGCCAUCUACCCGUAUCUUGAAGCACCUUCCUUAUUAAUCUAACCAUUUCAUCUCCUUUCUUCGCUUCGUUUUCUCUUUCUCGUUAUCUUUCUUGUCCUUUCUCUCCUUUUCUUCUAUCUUCUAGCCUUUUUCUUCUCCUUCCUAUUCAAGCAUCUAGCUUCCUCCCUCUCUUGUAAUUAUAUUAUUUUGGACUACAUAUAACAUAACUUUAACUCAUCACAUCAUAUAUUACAAGUAGAGAAAACACUUUCACUCUAAAGAAUCAAGGGCCAUGGAAGACUCCUCCUCUGCUGAUUAUAUCCGCCUGGUGCACCGUUUGAUAGAGGAGUGUAUCCUAUUCAACAUGAGCAAAGAAGAAUGCAUGGAAGCUCUUUCCAAACAUGCAAAUAUCAAGCCAGUUAUUACCUCCACUGUUUGGAAGGAGUUAGAGAAGGAGAACAAGGAGUUCUUCGAGGCAUACUCGAGGAGCAGAGAAGAGAAAGGUUCAGAGAGAGAGACAAGGCAAAGGAUACAAAACAUGGUUUCAGAUUCUUCCAAAGAAGGAGUUUAGGUUUCAGACGCAAUCAAGGUUAGUCGUAAAAUAAACGAAGGUCGACAAACCGGGUUGUUUAUGUAAUAACAUCCCAAUAAAAGGGUAACAGUGAUGACAGGACAAAACCACAUUGGACCAAGGAAACAACAACGUCGUAUCAUGAUAAGUGGCUUCAUUUGAUUAGUCCAACAUGUAGUAGUAGAAGUCAGCACUCUACAGUGACUAGUAGAGUGUGACAUGGCAUACAAAUGUCAUGCUAAACAAUCCAGAUUCGAUGUACAUGUAAAUAAUAAAAAUAACUUAUGAUUAAAUAUUCUAC